This is a messenger RNA of Plasmodium berghei ANKA, 22443 nucleotides long. Its product is annotated as HECT-like E3 ubiquitin ligase, putative. The record is from RefSeq and is a predicted model, not a curated record. The transcript has a single exon. Lineage: Eukaryota; Apicomplexa; Aconoidasida; Haemosporida; Plasmodiidae. Gene Ontology annotation, molecular function: ubiquitin-protein transferase activity. Gene Ontology annotation, biological process: positive regulation of protein catabolic process; protein polyubiquitination; proteasome-mediated ubiquitin-dependent protein catabolic process. Bases 1 to 22443 code for a protein of 7480 amino acids.
AUGAAAAUCCAACUUCCCAAAGAUGACAAUUAUAUUUUGAUGCUUAACAAAAUUAGUAAAGAAGAAAAAUUUUUUAUACACAUUUUAUCAACAUGCAAUAAUGAAGCUCUAUUAAAUCACUUAGUUCCAUUUAUUGAGUGGGUGUGGGUUAAAUCGGAUUUGAUUGCAUGGGCUCCAGUAUUAAAUAGAUUUGAUGACUUAUUGCAAAAAUAUAUUCUUCACAAUAAGUUAAACAAAAAAGAAGAAAUUAUUGCGAAUGAAGAAGUUAAUAAUACAAAUAUAGAAAAUAACAAUAUAGAUAUAAACACGAAAUUCUCAGAUAUUUCAUUUAUACCAUCAGAUCAGUUAAUAGAAGAAAUUCUAAGAUUUACUUAUUGUAUAUUAGAUAACUGUCUUAACAAAUCUAAAUAUAAUUCUUUAGACCAUUUAUUAAUAUUAUUAUGGUGUUUUAAUCCCAAAAUAUCAAUUUUAUCAGCUGAAAUUUUGAAUAUAUAUUAUUUAUUUAUAAAAAAAACCAAAAAAAAUGAAAACAAAAUAAACGAAAUAAUAAGCUCUUUAUCAGCAUUAAUAAAUAUUCCAAUCCCUAAUUUUUUACAUCCAUAUAUAAACAUAGAUAUUGGUAAUAUAACUGACAACAAUUAUAUAUCAGGGAUAAUAUUAUAUUAUUUACAUGAUUUUAAUGAUAAAAAAUAUAUGAAUAAUAUUUAUUCUAAAAUAGAAAAUAAACAACUUUUAGAUUUAAUAAAUUAUAAAGAAAUCGAUUUAAAUAAAAUUAUAUUAAAUAUCGAUAACAAUGAUAUUAAGUUUACAUCUAUAUUUCCAAACCAAGUUAGUUAUAAUAAUUCUAAAGAUGUGCUUCAAAAUGCUUAUGAUAAAAUUGUGAAUAAAUAUAAUAUUAAUGAAAAAAAAAAAUUCGAUUUAAGACAUAAGCUAAGAAUAUAUAUAGGAUUAAUAUGCCCAAAAUAUAGAAAACAAAUAUUUAAUCUUAGAUAUUUAAUUAUUUGUGGAUCCUUAUCAAUUAAUUCCAUUUUAUAUACACAAAUUAUUCCUGGUAAUAAUAUUUUCAUACAAGAAAUAUUAUAUAUAUUAAAAUUUCACAAAUUUAUUAAUAACAAAACAUUAUCUAUUAUAUUUGAUUUAUUAACAACUGCUAUUGAAUCACAUAUACAUUAUAAAGUAGUUUCAGACAUAUUAGGUCUAAAAUUGCAUAGUGGUUUAUUUAUUAGUGUUCUUAAAUAUUAUCUUAACUAUUUUUUAUCUCCAUAUAUUAUACAAAAAAAUAUAUGUCCCUUAUAUAUUAUGAGUGAAAAUGAGGAAGAAACUUAUAGUAUAAAUCAUAUUAAUCAGCUAUAUAUAAAUAAAUGGAAAAAUUCCAUGAAUAGUUAUUCCCAGUCAAAAAAUAAUUAUCUUUUCCAAAAUAAUCAAUCCAUUCAAACAAAUAUUUAUGAAUCAGGCCCAGAAAAUAUAUCUAAUAAUAAUUUAAGAAACCCUAUAGAAUCAUAUAAUGAAUUUUCUGAAAAUGGCAUAUCAUCUUCGAUUUUGUCAAAUUUAAAUUCUUCUGAUUUAUCAAUUAUAUCCCAAUCAAGAUCUUUUAUAAAUAGAGAAGUUGGCUCUUUUCUCGAAAAUAAUAAUGUUGCACAAAAUUCAACUCAAUUAACCAAUUCCCACAAUCAUGAAACGUUUAACGUACCAGAACAUGGUCAAUCGAUAUCAGAAACUAACCAAGUUGAAAACAGUGAAUUGGUAAUUAGAAACCAUUUAAAUAAUAUUUUAAAUCCAAAUAAUGGACAAAACACAUCUCACAUUUCUGCUAACAAUGAAAAUAUGAAUUAUGCAAAUGAAGAAAUCAAUGAAAAUUUAUACAAAGAUGAAACUCAUUUUGAAAAUUUUAUAAGCGAAGAUGUAAUAAUAGAUAAUAUAAAAAAAUCCAAAAAAAAUGGGGAAAACGAAUUUAUAAAGAUUACAAAAAAAUAUUUCAAAGAUUAUAAAAAACAAAAAAAAAAUAUAUCAAUGAUGUUACAAUUAUUAACUUUAUAUCAUACAUGUAUAAUGGAACCAUCCCCUAUUUUAACAAUAGCACAACAAAAUACUUUGAAAACAUUUCCUUUAUAUUUACAAGAUAGUUAUACAUUUAACCUACCUAUAGUACAUUUAUUACUAAGAAUAAUGGAAACAUUAUUAGAUUUUACUCCUAAUUUUUAUUUUACUGAAAAAAAUGAAGAUGAGUUAUAUAAAAUAUUAUUGUAUCGUUUUCAAUAUGAAAUAUUUAUGAUAUCAGAUUCUUUUUAUCAUAUGAAUAAAAAUGAAAUGUUAAAAUAUUAUUUCACUCCAUGCUGUUAUGAAAAGUAUGAUCAAACAUUUAUUGAAACAGAAGAAGAAGCAGAUAAAUAUAUACAAAAUAGAUUCAUUAAUCAAUAUAAUAAUAAUUCUAUAAUAAAAGAAAAUAACACUCAAGAUUUAGUAAAUAGUCAUUCCCAACUAUUCACCCCUUGUAAUAAUAUAGAAAUUGAAAUUCAAAAAAAAAGUGAAGAUUUUUUUCAAUCUGAAAUAAAAAGUUAUGAUACCAUAUUUUCUAUAGAUAAUUCAAGCUUAAAAAAUAUUUUUGAAAAAUACGAUAUUAAUAUGAAAAUGUCAGAAGAAAUAAUAUUAAAUAGAUUUACAUUUUGGAUGAAAUUACAUAUAUAUAAUGAAAGAAUAAAAAUUACAAAAAUAAUUAUAAAGGCUUUAAAUUUGGCUUUAAAAGGGUAUUCCCCAACAGAUACAUUAAUUGAUAUAUUUACUAACAAUUAUAUAUCAGUGAAGAUAAUUAAAUAUAUAUUAAAAUAUCCAUAUAAGUUUGGUUUAUGUAUAUAUGGAUAUAUAUUAGGAUUUAUAUAUGAACAUAUUUAUGAAGAUCCAACCAUAUUAUCUACCUUAUUAAAAGAGGGAAUACUAAAUGCUAUGUUAAAUAGUAUAAAUGAUAAAAAUUUAAAAAAUGAAACAGUUUUGAUUUAUGUCCCAUCCCUACUAUCCCUUAUGUUUAUACAUAGUAUUGGAAAAUCUGCUAUGAAAAAAUUGAGUUACAGUCCUAUAUAUAAUUUAUUUCAUUUUGUACUAAAAAAAGAUUAUUUCUUUUAUGAUAGAUUUGGUGAUAUAGCAGUUUCAAUCGGAAAUAUUGCAAACGAGUUAGAAAAUUAUGGAUUUACUAUGAAAGAUUGUGUAACUUUUCAUAUUAUGUUAUUAAAAGAAUUAUAUUUCGAAGGUAUAAAUUUAGGAUACUGGAAAUGUAUAGACUAUAAUUAUAUAGAAAAAUAUGUUGAAAAUUUUUUAAACAAACCAAACGAUAUCAAAUUAAAUGAUUUAAACAUAGAUAAAUAUAAACAUCGUAAAGAUAAUUUCUUUUUCGAUAGACUAUCAAUUGUUUGUAGAUGUAUUUUAUCAUAUAUGAAAGGCUCAUGGGUAAAGGCAUUUAUUAAAUUAAAUGGAUUAAAAAUAUUAAUGUCUUUUACUAAUAUUAUUAGCCUUCCUCCUAAUUAUUUGAAUAUUUUUGAAUAUCAUCCUAUUUAUUCUUUUAUUUUAAAGAUAUAUCUAUACACAUCAUUUAAAAAUAUGUACAAUCAGUUCUUAUACCCCCUAUACAAUUAUACUAACUUUUUACAAUAUGCUCAACACAUUAAUGUAAUUUUUAAUGGUGAACUUUAUUUUGAUUUUGGAGAAAAUAUAGUUAUUGUCAAGGAAUCUGAAAUUAAAAAAUUCGAAAAAAAUAAUAUUAAUAAUAACAAUACAAACACAAAAUUAUAUUUUAAUAAAUCUCAAAACCAUGACUUUUCUCAAACAAAUUUUAUUUCUGGGCCUUUUGUUGAUAGAAACAAAAUGAUUUUACAUUGUAUAACACAUUUAUUUAACAUAUUAUAUUUUUUAAUUGCUGCAUACGCAGAUACAAAAGGGUUAUAUGGUAAUGAAGAUAAAUUAUAUGAAACGACAGAAUUGUCAAAUAGAAAAGUUUUAGAAAUAUUUUCAGAUAUACUUAUAACUAUAGAAAGUGUAUAUGAUUUUUAUUUUAAUUUAUAUUUUUAUCAAACAAGCGAUUUAUCAAAUAAUAUUUUUUUACAAUCUAAAGAUAAAGUAUAUAUACAUGAGCAUAUAAAAAGAAAACUUCGAAUAAACCAAAAUAAAUCAGACUAUUUAUUAUAUAACUUAUUUUGUUCAACUCGUUCAUUAUUUUGUUAUUCAGCAAAUAACAAUGCUUAUGAAUUAAAUAAUAAUCAAAUUAAAACGCAUCUAGUAUAUGACAUGAAUCAAAAUGAUUGCAAAUUAACAGAUCACUUAAAACUAUUAGAAAACGAUGAUAAUGUUUAUAAAGCUAUUUAUAAAUAUACAUUUUCUCAAGUAUUAUUAGAGUUUAAUUCAUUUAAUCAUAAAAAUUGUAAAACCCCUUCAGAGAUUAUUUCACACAAAAAGAAAGAAAAAUCGAAAUUUAAAAAUUACUUUCCUUCCUUCUCAAAUUUAGAAAAUAAAAUUAAGAAAAAUAAUAUAAACAGUGAUUCUAAUAUUAUAUCGACUCAUAAUGAUACCAUUAGAAAUCUAGAAAACAAUCCCAAUUCUUAUACUAAUGAUAUUUCUGAACAUAGUUCAUAUAUUCCACAUGUACAAACAACUGAAAAUAAAAAAUUAACCCAAGAAGAAAUUUUAAAAAUAUAUUAUAUGUGCAUGAAUCAAUCUAACCAAAGCAACAUAAAUGAGAAUGAAAAAAAUACUACAAAACAAAAAAAUGAAAAAUAUAACGAUUAUUAUAUCAAUGAUGAAAAUAUUAACAUGCAUACUAGUUAUCCUUAUCAAUCAAAAUAUGUUAUGUGUGAAUCCUUAAGAUCUUUGCUUGUAAUUAUUAAAAAUUUUUUUGUUAUGUUAAAUGUUUUAUGCCAUUCAAAACAAAUCAAAUUAAAAACCAGUUCCAAUUAUAUAUACUAUAACAUAAUUCAGCAAAAACAUAUAUUAUGUAUUAUUCGAUGUUUAACAAAAUGUAUGUUAAAUGUACCUUUGGUUUCUAAGCCUAUUCAUGAAAAUUCAUGUAUUGGUUCAAACUCUCUAUAUAAUAUAUUAUCUGAUCAUAUAACUUUAGAAAAAAUUAAUUAUUUAGAUAACAAUUGUAGUAGCGAGUGCACUAACUUUUUUACCGGGAAUAUUUAUCCAGAUGGGUCGGAAAGUGCCGUAAAAAAUGAAGGAACAAAUUUUCAAAACAUUAAACAAAAUUUUAAUGUCUAUGAUUAUUCUUAUACACCAUAUAUUAAUUUUCAUACUCAAAAAAUUGACUCAUUUUAUCCAGAAUGUUUUUAUAUGGAAGAUAUAUUAUUUAAAAAAUAUAAUCUCAAUUUUUUUGGAGUUAACGUCGUACCAAAUAAACAUUUUAUGAAUACAGAAAGGUGCAAUGAAGAGACAAAUUUCGACCCCAAUUCAAAUGUGAACAAUUCUGAAAAUUGUAAUUAUAAUAAUACCAGUAUGAAUAGACAAAAGAAUGAUCAUAAUUUCUUAUCACAUCAGAAUCAGUUCGAAUAUAAUCACAACAACAUGGAUCAAUCAAUAAAAACCAAUUCCAAUUAUAAAUUAAGUGACUAUAAUAAAAUUCAUAUAUGCUCAAUAACAUCCGAUUCUUAUAACUCUAGCUCUAUACCCAAUGUUUUAUUUAACGAUAUAAAUAGUAUAAACAAUAUGAGCAAUAUUAAUAUAAAUGCGAAUAUUCAAAACAAUAGUAAUAAGUUUAGCAGAGGAACAGGCAUUGCUAUUAGCCCAAUUAAUGGCUGUAGAAAACAGUCUCUUUUUAACGAUGAUAAUAAUUGUGAUAUAAAUAAUAAUAAACAAUCGGAUAAUAAUAUAAAUAAUCAUAAUGAUUAUAAAAAAUGUUCAAAUGCAAAUAAAAUGGAAAAAGUCAAAAUUAGUAUAAAGAGCUAUACACCUAUAAAAACAGUUAAAUAUAUUUCAGAAUUAAUAAAUACAUUGCAUAAACUAUUAUCAGAUAGUAAAUUAGAGUUUGUUAGUUAUUUUUACUUUUUAGACUUGUUAUAUAAAGUUGGGACAUUUGAUUUUAUUUUUAAUAUGUUUAACUAUUUAAUGAGUGUAUAUAUAUCGAUAUUAGCUAUAUAUUUUAAAAAAAAAAAAAAUGAAAAAAAUCCAAAUUUUUACUCCGAUUUUACAAGUUAUAUACCUAUACAUAUAAGUAAAAAUUAUACAUGUACUAAUACUUAUUUUGUAAGAUAUGUAAUAAGAUUAAUGCACUAUUUUGCAAAAUCGGAUAUAAAUACAAUCAAAACUUAUAUGGAAAUAACUAUAAAAAGUAUAAAUACAUUUUUAGACUUUUUUAUGAAUAUAAUAAGCAUUGGAAAAUUUAAUGUGAUUUUAUUUACUUCAAAAAUGUUACAUCCCUUUACAAGGAUGAAUCAAACAUAUAACAAGCCCAUCAAUAAACAUGAAAAAAAAACAAGUAGUCAAGAUAAUGAUGAUGCUAGUCAAAUUCCACAUUCUUAUUCUAACAAAGAUGACCAUAGUUCAAGCACAAAAAUAAAAUUAAAUGGAUCAAAAGAGUGUGCUAUUACAAUAGAUGAAAAUGGAAAAAAAACUUUAUUUGGUGAUUUUGAUUCCUGUGAAAAAAAUAAUUUUAAUCAAAAUAAAAAUAACACACAAUGUGCCAAUAAUAAACAAAAUUAUAAAAAUAAAAAAGAAGAUGAAAAUAGUAAAAAGGAAGAUGAAAAGAGCAAAAAAUAUGACGAAAGUGACAAAUAUUUUACUUAUAAUAACAAUUUUUUAUUUUCCUUAGAUUAUUUUGAUAUAAUUAAUACAAUUAAAUCAGUGAAAUGUGAUAUAACAAAUAACAUCUUUAUGUGGUUAACAUAUAUUAACAGUACUAGUGUAAAAAUAAAUAAUUUAGGAAAAAAUAAUAUAUAUAUAAAUUUUAACAACAAUAUUAUUUUUGGGUUUUUAAAAAUCAUACUAAAAUUUAUUCACCAUUCCACUGAUACUGAGCAUAAACUUUUAGACUUUUGGGAUAAGGAACAAAUGAAAGAUAAAAAAUUUACAGGAAAUAAAGAAAAAGAUAAAGAACUAUAUAAUUAUCCUAAUAUUGAUAUAUUACAAGAGUUAAAAUUAAUGGGCUUUGAUGAAAAAAAUAUUCAUGAUUCAUUAAAUUGUUCAGGAACAACUGAUUUAUAUUCUACACUAAAUUAUUUAGAUAAAACACGAGAAAAAGAAUGCGCAUCAUCUCAUAAUACAAAUAAAGAAAACAAAAUAUCUUUCUAUUAUGGAUUUGAUGAAAAUAGUAGUGAUGAAAAUUCUACAAGUCAUAAUAGAAAUCGACGAAAUAAUCCAACUGAAGAUACAUUUAGAUUAAAUUCAUUUAUUGAAAAUAUCCAAUCAGUACCAGAAAACAAUGCGAAUAUAAAUCAAAUAGAAAAUGGAAACAAUAUAGAUGGUAUUGAUAAAAAUGACGAAAAAAUGACAGAAACUGAUAAUGGAAAAAAAACUAAGAAAAAAAACGAACAAGAUAGUAAUAUGCUUUAUAAAGAAGAUAAAUAUGUUUUAGGAAAAUAUCCUUUCAUGUAUGAAAUAUUAAAAGAAGCAAAAGAAAAAGGAAAACAUCCAAGACUGCAUUAUUUUGAAACAAUUAUGGAUCCAUACAAUAAAAAAAAUAUGAUUUUCUAUUUACAAUAUUAUUUAAAAUUGUUGAAAAAAAAAAUAUUCCUUUCAUAUAAUGAAAAUAAUAUAAUUAAAAAAUUUUGGAACGAAGAAAAAUAUUUAAUACUUAAACAAUAUAUAUAUAAAUGCAUAUUUAAUAUGCUUAUAAAUAUAAUGAUUACAAUUCCAUAUAAUGAAUUAUCAUUUAUGAACUUAUAUCUAAGUUUCCUAGUUAUAGAUAUUGAUAAAAAAUCGGUUAAACUAUUUUUAGAUCAAUAUAAAAAAACGAUACAUGAUAAAAAUAGUAAUAAAAGUAGAAUAUUUAAUCAUCAAGAUGUUAAAAUUAUUAUUUUAUAUUAUUUUAUUGAAAACAUUUCUAAAAAAAUUAAAAUGCUAAAAAACGAUGAAUCAUUUCCAUUUGAACCAUUUUACCAUUGUAAUCAUUUAUUUAUGUAUUUUAAUAAAAAAAAAAAUAAAAAUGAAAAAAAAAGUGAAAAAAUAAAAAAAGGAGCAUCAGAGCAAACACGAAACUCUCUCAAUAACAUGGCCAAUUCAAAUAACAAUCAAAACAAUCCUAAUACCCCUCGAAAUAUUCUUAUAAAUAAUAUAGAUAUUAACACUCAUUCAACUAAUAAUAAUUUUGUUAGGCCACGAAUAAAUCCAGUAGAUAUACACACACGAACAUUUUUCUCACGAAAUGAAAAUUAUUCACAACAUCAAAUUAGUAGAGAAAACGAUACUGCAAAUGACUCCGAAAAUAUUUCAAAUAAUAUUCAAAUUACUAAUAAUCCUUUAAAUGAAGACAGAAAUGAAAAUAAUCAAAAUAGAAGAAAUAAUUCUGCUGAAAAUGAUCAACAUGGCGAUUAUGAUACAAGCAAUCACAGUGAUGAUAACAUUGCACAAUAUAAUUUACAAAAUAAUAAAAUAAAUAAUGAUGAAAUAAAUAAUCAGCAACAAACUACUAUUACUACAAAUUCAGAUCCAAAUAAACAAACUGAUGGUUUAAAAUCCUUAUUAUAUGGAAUGAAAUAUAUCAAAGGGGACAUAGAUAUAAUAUAUAAAUCUCAAAGAGAUAUGGAAAUAUAUUCUUAUCAUUUCUGUUUGUAUAUGUUAUACUUUACUCUUUUUAAUAUUAUCAAUAAAUAUAGUAUAGCCAAAAAUAUUAUUCUACAUAUAGAUAGAAAUAUUAUAGAUUACUGUAUUUUUUUUAUACAAAAAUUUAAUAUAUCAUAUUUAAAAAAUAUAGAAAAUAGUGUUAAUUACUUUUUAAUAGAAAAAAAUGAAGAAGGAAUAAACAAAAAUGAAUUAUCAAAUAUGCUUCAAAAAAAAACAUUUAACAAUCCACAAAUAUUAAUAAAUAAUGAUACCCUAAAUAAUGUCAGUAAUACAGAAGUAUGCAUAAAUUGUGAUAAUAAUUUAACGAAAAAUAACAAAAAAAAAAGAAAAUACAAUAAAAUGCAUAUAUGUGGCCAACAAGAUGAAAACACAAAUUCUAGUGAAUCUGCUAAACAAAUUAAUAACUCUAUUACUAACAAUGCUAUUCCAAAUAUUAAUGAAAAUGAACAACAGGAACACAUUCCUCAUGAUUCAAUACAUAUUUGCAAUAUCUCAAAUCACACUGGUGAAUAUGUUAACAACAAUAACCAAAUGAACAAAAUAAAUAACAACUCUGUAAAUUUAUACAAUAAUAAUGAAGGUAAUAUAUUAAAAUAUAACGAACAGAUAAAUCAAACAAAUGAAACUAAUAAUAUUGGAGACAAAAAAAUAAAUAUAAUGUAUAAUAAAGGACUAGUUGUAAAUCAAUCUAUCAAAACACAUAAAAUGUUAAUACCCUAUUGGAAUUUUCUAGAUGUAGAUAAUUCUGAAUACAAUCAAAAAGCAGCUAUUAAUAAUUCAUCACUAGAAAAUGAAGAAAAUAAAUUCAUUUCAUUAUACUCAAAACCUCCAUGUUUUUACACACCUUUAUUUAUGUGCUUAUAUAAAAUAAUUAUUAACUAUUCUUUAUAUAAUUUUAAUGAUAAAAAUAAAAAAAUAUUUAAAAAAAAAAAAGAAGAAAAUUUAAACGAAGAAAAAUCAUUUUAUUCAACAACUAUAGGAACAGAUGAUAUUCCUCUCAAAACAGAAAAGCAUUCUAUGAUACAAAAGGAUAACUUACCUUUUACUAAAAUUGAAAAAAUUAACAAUUUGAAUGAUAAAAAAAAUACAAAUAACAAUAUAAUAUUUGAUAUCCCAUUAACUCUAUCAAAUCAGACCAAUGUAAAUAAUAGUGGCAUUAAUAUUUCUCAACAAAUGAAUAUGGAAAACAUAAGAUUUAUCUCUUCAGAAAAGCAACACAAUAUUAUAAAAAUAUGUAUCGAUACAUUACAUUUCUUUAAAGGAUACAAUUCACAGCUUUGUUUAAGUAUAUUGCAAAUUAUCGAAUAUUUAACAACUACUUAUAAUAACGUUGUAUUUUUACUAUCAUAUCGACCUCCAAAUGUGUAUAAACAUUUUAGAGAAGUUUUUGAAAUUGAAGAAAGGAAGAAAACGAAAUUGACAUAUGAUAACAGUUUUACGAAUAGUAGUAAUACUAAUAAUUGUUUUGAAAAAAUAAAUAAAUUUGAGAAUGAAAAUGAUAUAAAAAAUAGCACAGAAUCCGUUUUAACAGAUAUCAAUAAAAUGAAUCAAUUAAAAAAAGAAAAAUAUAUUGAUGCUGAAAAUGAAAAUAGUAGCAAUAAUAUCUCGGAACUUGAUAUCAAUGAAUUAAUAUUACAGAAUAUGUGUCAAAAUAGUUUAGGAAUCCUUCUAACAAUAUCGAAACAUGCAAAAUUCAAAGAUAUGCUCAUUAUACUUAUAAAUAUAUUAAUUCAAUGUUUUACAGACAAUUAUGUAAUAAUGAAUAAAAUUGAAUAUAGCUUGAAAUCUUAUUUCUUAUGUCAUGGAAUACCAGUUAAAUGUUUCAUGAAAAAAAAUGAUUUAAAAUCGAUAAAGAAUAAUGAUUUUAUAAAUGCAUUAGGAGUAUCUUUAACUGAGUUAAAUGAAUCUUUAUAUCCAUUUAUAUUUAAAAAUCCACAAUUAUAUGAAGAAAUAUUAAGUUCCUUAUGUUUCUUUCCAAAUCUAAAAUAUGUUAAAGAUUCCAAAAAAGACAAAUAUGACGAUUUUAUAAAUACUUCAAUUAAUAUUUCAUAUGACUCAAGUAUUUUAGUAAACUCCAAUCUUGAUUCUGGGAAAAAUUUUCAUGAAAAAAAAUCAAAUAUAAAUUAUAUUAAUAAUAGCGAAAUUAUAAACAAUAAUAAUGAAAUUGAGGAUUUGCUUGAAAAAAGUUGUAAAAAUCAAUAUUAUUUAAAUUGUUUGCCAAUACCAGAAAAUAUAAAAUCUAUUUAUAUGCUAUCCGAUAUAGCUAAUAGCACAAAAUGUCUAAAAAAAUAUUAUAUGAAAAACAAUUUUUAUAAUUUUUAUAUAUUAGCAACAUUGAUAGAUUUUCUAAACUUGUUCACUAUUAUUCAAAGUAAAACACGAGUAACAAAAUUAAAUGGAAAAGAACAAAGACUUAAGUUUAAUCAGAAAUUAAUGGAAAUAUAUGGAAAUGAUGUUGAUUUUGAUAAUCAAUUGGAUUAUAAAGUUAUGUAUCCAUUUGCCUUAACUGCUGACAAUUUACUUUUUAUUAUUAAUUUAAUUUUCAAAACGUUUAAACAUUUAAUAAUUUACUUAAUUAAAAUGCCACCAUUUAAUCAAAAAAUUAUUAAAACAUUUAUUCAACCAGAUAAUAGUCCUAUUAAUAAAACAGAAAAUUUAUACAGUGGUGAUAAUACAGCUUUCAACAAUGGAAUUGAAAAAUCAGGUCCCAUGGGAAAUAAUAUGAAUAGUAUCGGAUCCAAGGAUAGCAAAAUUUGUUCGAUUCAGCAAAAUACUACUAAUAUAUUUUUCACAAAAAAUAAAAAUGGGGGUAGCACAUCUAAUAUUAAUAACUUGACCAACAAUAAUAUGAUAACGAAAAAAAACAUUUACGAUAGCAAAACAGAAACAGAAAUAACAGGACCAGAAUCUUUGAAUCACCAUGAUAUGCCUAAUCAUUUAAAUAAAUUAACGCGACCAGAUUCCAUAAACACAUAUAAAGAAAUAUCUGAAUAUUAUUUACAAAAUUAUAUGCAACUAUUUUCUAUUUUUGAUGCAUCUAAAUUAAAUUUUAGAAGUUGUCUAUUUCCAUUUUUUUCUGACAACACAAAUAUAACAGAUAUUAAUAAGCAAUCUAGUAAUGAUAAAAAUAAUAUCAAUCAUUUAGAUCAAACACAAAUAAAUAAUUCUAAUAAUAUAGCUUUUACACCAUUUUUAAUAUUUUUGUUUAAAAGAAUAUUACCUCAAUUUAUUUGUAUGAGUAAUCCCAUUAUAUAUACCCCUUACUCAUUUAGUAAUUUUGAAAAAAAAUUCACAAACAAUAUAGAUGUUUACUAUGCAUCACUAAAUAAUAAUGAAUCUAAAAAUAUGGCAUAUAUAAAACAUAUAUUUAAUUUUAUUCAAUUAAUUUUUGAUAUUCAUAAUUCUAAUUAUGAUAUUCAUAAAAAAGUAGUACUCGAAAUUGUCCAUUUAUUAAAAAUUUAUUCAAAUUUUCAAAAAAAAAAAGAUAUUAUUAAUAAUAAUGCAUUUUCCACAGUAAUGACUGUUUUCUCGAAUGCUAUAAGUUCACUCCUUUUUAAAUUAAUCAACGAAGAUCAAAAUGUUAGAAUUGAAAAAAAUUCAAUAGUAGUUAAAGAUAAACAAGUAUUAACAAAUGCAAAGAACUUAUCAAAACUUUUAGAUUCUCUUGCAAAGGUUGAAAAAAAUACAAAAACCAACAAUGACAAUGAUGAUGAUAAACCUUAUCAAAAUGAAAAAGGAAAUAAUAUUGGAAACAUCAAAAAAGGUACCAUCAAAAAUGUAGGAGGAAAUAAAAAAGGCAAUAGUGGAAAUGGAGAUGAUAAUAAAGAAGAUGAAGAAACAGAAAAAUUAUUUGCAUAUAGUAAAGAACAGUUGGUACUCUUUAGAAACUCAUUAUGUAAUUUAUUAAACAAAUUGGAUUAUGGAAAAGAUGACUUUGUAAAUACAGCAACAUCUAUUAUACGAUCUUUAUCUGUUUUGACAUCAUCGUCCAUUAUGGGAUAUUCUAUUAAAAGUCCAAAUAUAAACUCCCAUAUGAUAAAAUCGAAUAAAAUAAAUAAUGCACAAAAAAAAAAAAAUAAUAAUAAAAUAAAAAGAAAUAAACGAAGAAAAAAUAUUUCCUCUUCUACAUUUUUAAAUCCAUCAUAUAUUAGAUUUAGAUCAGAUUCAAGUAAUGAAAAUUCAGAAGGUUCAGAUAUUUCCUAUUCAGAAGAUUCAGAUGCAUCACAUGGAGAAAAUUUUAUAUUUGAUAAUGAUGAAGACGCUGAAGAUGAUAGCAACAAUGAUGAUGAUGAUAUUCAUUAUGAAUAUGAAGAGGAAAUGGACGAUGAUUAUAUAGAUGAAGAUGAUGAAAUAGAUAUAGACAACGGAGAAGAAGAUACUGAAGAAGAUGAUAAUAAUCAUGCUCAUGAUAGAAAUGAAGAUAUAUUUAAUGAAGGAAAUUAUUAUGACCAAGAGGUUGGAAUAAGUCAUAACAGAAUAAAUCCUAAUUCAGCUCAUGAAAAUAAUAGUGAAAAUCAUAGUAUUGAAGAAAAUAAUUUUGAUGAAGAUGAUGACGAUGAAAUGGAUGAAGAUGAAAUGGAUGAAGAUGAUGAUGACGAAAUUGAAGUUAUCGAUGAAAAUGAUGAAGAUGGAAUGGAUGAAGAUGAUGAAGAUGGAAUGGAUGAAGAUGAUGAAGAUGAAAUGGAUGAAGAUGAUGAUGAUGAUGAUGAAUUGGAUAUUGAUGAUGUAGAUGUAGAUGAAGAAGAAGACGACGACGAUGAUGAAGAUGAAGGAGAGGAAAAUAGUAACGAACAAGAUGAUGAUAAUACUAAUAGAGGCUUACAUGUACAUGCUUAUUUAGUACAAGAUGGUAAUAUAAUAGAUGAAGAUCAAAUAUAUGAUAAUUCUAAUAACUUACUAUUACCUCAUGAAGUAGAUGAAAAUGAAGAAAAUCUAUCAAAUAUGGGAGAUAAUAAUAAUAAUAUAGUAUCCAGAUUAAAUUUAAAUUCUGAUUCUAGUCAUGAUAUAGAUGAUGAACAGAGUGCUCAUAGAAUAAGAGAAAUAGAUGAAACAGAUGAUGAAACCGAAGAAGAUGAUGAUGAUGAAGAAGACGAUGAAGAAGAUGAUGAUGAAGAAGAUGAAGAAGAUGAUGACGAUAUUGACAAUGAUGAUGAAGUGGAUGAUGAUGAAGAAGAGGAAGAAAUCGAUGAAGAAGAUGUUGAAGGAAAUAAUUGCACCUUUAGUAUUAAUCAAAAUGAUGAUAAUGGUAGAUCAAAUAAUAAUAACAUAGAUUCAAUUGACAAUGAAAUACAUGUAGAUAAUUCAUUAUUAAAUUGUAAUGAAAAUCAACAUAAAAUUUUAGAUAUAUUGUUAGAAGAAGAUGGAGCUUAUAACAUUAAUGAUGAUAUAGAUGAAUAUAAUGAUGAUUAUAUUGAUGAUUGCGAACAAAAUAAUAAAAAGCAAAACAUUAUUCCUUCAGGUUUUGUUGAAUCUGUUAGAGAUUCAAAAAAUGACGAAACAAAUAUAAAAACAGAAUUUACAAAUAUAUCCAAUAAUCAUCCAAAUUCUUUAAACAAUGCAGUGGAUCAAGCACAACAUGAUGAUACUUCAAAAGUUAGCAUGUUUUCCAAUUUAGUACAAACUGAUAAAAUAAAUAUUCAUAAUGAAAAUAUUGAUCAUAAUGCAACUAAAAUGAAGAUAGAAAGUGAUAAUAAUAAUAAUAAUAAUGUAAACCAAAAUACCUUAUUCAAUUCUAUCAACAAUAAUACGAUUAUUAAUAAUUCCACAAAUCUAACAAGCGAAAGUAAUCUAAAUAAUAAUAGCCGAUUGAAGGAAGAAAAUAUUCAUCAAAUAAAUCAUGCUAGCAAUGAAAAUGAUGGAAACAUUAUUAAAAUAAACACAGAUAUAUAUAUAUCUGGAGAAAAUGACGAAAAUAAUAUUGGUAACGUAUCGAAUUGUAAUGAAAAUAAAAUAAAUGAUGAGGAAGAUAUUAUAGAUGUAAUACCAAAAACAAAUGAUAAUUCAUCAAAUAAUAAUAAUAAUAGUAAUAAUAAUAACGAAUAUGAUAUUAACUUAAUCGAUUUAUAUUAUCAUUUUUACAAUUAUAAUAACAGAGAUAUUAACACAUUACUAAGUGAAAAUAAUAGUAUAAUGUAUCUAAAUGAAACUGGAAGAAUACAUUCAACAUGUGAAAAAAAUACAAAUAAUUUAAUCACUACAGAAAAUCAACAAAAUGAAGUUGUUUCAAAUGAUAACGCUCCUAAUACAUCACCCAUUGUCGAAAUUCCUGUCACAGAAAACAUAAUAGAGCGUAGAACCCUGAAUACUAAUAAUAAUAUUCCAACCCGAAUAAACAAUUCACCAAUUGCCAGUACCAAUAUACUCAGUUUAAUGAAUCAAUUAUGUUCUAAUCUAUUAACUAUUAAUAGAAGACGAAAUGAUCCAUUAAAUAAUGCAAUAACCACAACUUUGCAUUUGCCAGAUGGGGUGAGAAAUAAUAGCAUCAUAAGUAAUGCCAAUAGAUUUGAUAUAAGCACAAAUAUGAUUAAUGGAAAUAAUGGACCAAAUCAAAGCGGAUUAACCUAUUAUCAUAUCAAUUAUGAUAGAAUAAAUAGCAUCAUGACACAAAAUCCUUUUAACAAUUUAUCAAAUAAUAGACAAAAUAUAAACAAUACUAAUACAAACAAUAAUUAUAUAAACAAUACUAAUAAUAAUCUAAGAAAUUUGUAUAAUAAUAUUAGAAAUUACAAUAUAAGUGAUAAUAAUUUACCUUCUAUUAGAAGCUUAAAUUAUUCGAAUGUACGAAAUUUUAGAAACAUUUCUUGUAUUGAAGAUGAUACUUCAGUUAAUGACAACAAUGAUGUGGUAAAAUAUGGUUCUAAUAUUUCUCAAGUUAACGAAACCGAUGAAAAUACUAGAAUUAAUGGCGAUGCUAUUAGAACUAUCCCAAUAACUGAACCCACAGAUACAGAAAAUCAAAUGGAAAACGUCUGUUCUACUAAUAAUAUUGAUUCGAAUGCAAUAGAUAUUACAAAGCAAUGUGAAAACAAUAACGUGAACAAAAAUAAAAAUACAAAGAAUGCAUCUGAUAUUGAUGAUAAUGAACAAAAUUAUAAAGACGAUAAAAAAGAAGACACAAAUAAAAAAGAUUCUAAAAAGGGAGAAAAGUUUACUUUGAUUGAUUCAAUUUUAGAUAAUGACAAAAAAUUAAAAAGUGACAUCUGCAAUAUAAUGUAUAAUAGAUUGUGCAAAUCAGUUCCAAAAGUUAACAUUAAUUUGCCAUUUGAAAAUUUAGUAGAGGAAAAAAAUAAAAUUAUAGACAAAAUUCAAAAGUGUAUAGAAGAAAAAAAGAAAAAGAAAAAUGAACUUGCAAUAGAUAUUAAAAAGAACAAACUAAAUGAUGAAGAAUCAGCUAAAGUUGAUGAUGUAAAAUCAGAUAUAAAACUUGAAGAGGAUCCUAAUGGCGAUAAUAUCGGAAAAGUUACUAAUUCACAAACCGAUGCAACACUCAAUACGGCUGCCAAUAAUGUCAAUGAAAUAAUGGAACAAACAAAAAAACAGUUAAACGACGAAGCGCAAAGCAACCAAGAUAAUGUAAAUGAAUCACCAAUUAGAAAUAUAUUAGAUAGUAUAGAUGACUCAGAACAUGCAGGAAACAGUAGUAUACCAUUUAAUUUAGAAUCACAAACAAACAACGAAAAUAUUCUAAACACAAAUGACAUAAAUAAUUGUAAUAUGAAUGAAAAUGAUGCAUAUAUAGAAGUCGCGCCAGAAGAAGAAGACCCAGAGGAUUAUAAAAAUAUAAAUUAUGAUGAACUAUUCGAUAGAAUUCUAAAAAUUGAAUCUAUAUUUAUAAUUUGUUGUUCUUUAGGAAUAAAUGAAAAACAAUUUUUUGAAAUUUUAAAUGUUGAUAGAGCAUUUCUUGUUGAACUUCCAACUAAUUUGAUAGAAGAAAUAAUAUUUCAACAUUUGAAAAAUAUAACUUUAAAUAAAAUAAUUGAAAAAGAACAAGAAAAUAUAAGUAACGCCAAAAAAAUAUCAAUACAAACAUAUAAAAAAUAUCUAAAGUAUAAAGAAUUUAUAAAAAAUCAAGAACAAUCUUCCAAUGUAUUAUCAGAAAACCAAUCUAACGAUAUGACGACUAUCCACGAUGAAACCAGUAAUACUUUACCAACUAGCGAAGCAAAUGGUGAAACGAAUAAAGAACACGAUGAUAAUGUACGGAUCUAUAAUAGCAUCAAAAAAAGCUAUCUCGACGCAUUAUCUUCAAGUGUUAGAUCAGAAAUAAAAAAAAGAAUUAUCGGAAAUAAAGGCCAAAGAGCAGAUGCUCAAGAUGAAACAAAUAUAGCUUUUAUAGAAUCAUUAACUUCAGAUUUAAGGAGAGAUGUUUUAUCCUCAGCAAGUUUGAGAUUUAUAAGGACAUUGACAGCAGAAAUGAUUGAAGAAUCUAGAAAUUUAAGAUUUUCAACAUUGAAUAAUAGAUACACUAGUAUUUUAAAUGCAAAUAAUCGACCAGGAAACACCAACCAAUCUAAUGAGCAUAGCGAUUCUCGUGUUCAUGUGCAAUCUAACAAUGGAAAUGCAGAAAAUAACGAGCAUAAUGAAAAUGGUGAAAAUAAUGAAAAUAACGAUAACGAUGAAAAUGAUGAAAAUGAUGAAAAUGAUGAAAAUGAUGAAAAUGAUGAAAAUGCUAUGAUUACUAUAGGAAAUGGAAGCAAUACAUUAAACAGAGAUGAAAACGAUGGCGUAGUUGCUAUAAAUAGUGAUCAAAAUGAUGGAGAUGAAAAUGAUGGAGAUGAAAAUGAUGGAGAUACUAUUGUCAUAAAUGAUAUGAGAAAUGUGUCUAUCUCCAGUAGAUUAAGUAGAAGGGAAAAUAUCCAGGGUAGAAUAGCAAGCUCGGUUUUCAUAAAUGCACCUUCGAAUUUAAACGCUCAUCCAAAUAAUAAUUUUAAUGGUUUAAACGGAAUAAGCAGCAUACUAAUUAGUAGUAAUGAUAGAAGCCCAAGAAGCAAUCGAAAUAUUUUUUUUCCUGGAAACAGAAAUGGUUUAAGUAGUAGGCGAAGAUUCAAUAUUCCAAUAAGAAAUCCUUUACCAAAUAUGAAUAGAAAUCAUUUUAUCAGAAUAACUUAUAAUGAUAAUAAUAAUCCAAUUAUUAUGAUAAAUACAGGACAUGAAAAUUAUGAUAGUAUAGCAGUUUCGAGAUUUCUUGAUAACUUUUUAGGUUCGAGAUCAUCUGAUAUAUCUAUUCCGGGUAUAGGCUUAGGAUCAAAUAAUAAUAUUAGAGACAAUUUUAUACCAAUCUCAAGUUCAAUUAAUGUAAAUGAUAACAAUGAUAUAAAUAAUAACACAAAUAAUGAUAAUGAUCGAAGUAGCAACAAUAAUAAUAAUGAAAUACACAGAAUAACAAAUGCAAAUAUAACAAGUAAUGGAAAUAAUUUUAACUUUAACUAUGGUGAUAAUAAUAAUAUUAAUCAGCCCAGGCAAUUAAGAAGAAAUGAUAAUAGAACAAAUAACAAUAAUACUAAUAAUGUUGAUCAUAAUUAUCACAUAAUGAGUGAUGAUAAGUUAUUAGAAAAAGAAGAUAAUGCCUCUCUCAGUAAAUAUUUAAAAAAUAUAUUCCCAUCAAAUAAUAACAAACCAAAUGUUGACAAAGAAAAUGAUACUGCUUUAUAUGUAUGCUUAGAAGAACCCGUUCCUUCUCAAGCUUUAAUUGACAUAUGUAGAUUAUUAUUUUUAAAAAAAGAAAUAAAUAAAAAAAUUAUGUUUACACUAUUUUGUAAUUUAAUAUGUUCUUAUCAAAAAACAAAAUUAUAUACACUUCAAUUAUUUAUGAAUAUAUUAUGGUCUGCAUCUAUAGAUUUGCAUGGGAAACAAGAUUCUCCAAAUUAUAUAGCACUAUCAAAUAUAAUUAAUUUCCCACCAAAAAUGUUAUAUCAAAAUGUAAAUAAAAAAACAUUAGGAUUAUUUUCAGAUAAUUAUUUUACUACAGCUUAUAUAUCAGCAGAAAGAGUUUUAGAACAAGUUCAAUCCUUGCUCAUAACUAUUCCACAUAUCACAUCAUUUUUUUCUAUGGAAUUAAUACAUCCGGCUUUGUUUAUACCAAAAGAAAUUGAACAAAAAAUAAAAAAGAAAAAGCAAAAAGCAAACGAUGGAAAAAAGGGAAAUGGUGAUGGAUGUAGAUCAUUUUUUGACGAACUAAAAAAAAAAAGAGGCAAAUUAGAGUUAGAUAAAUUUGAAGAAAUAGAAGAUACUCGAUUAAACGAAUAUAACGAAAAUAAUAAAUUAUAUUUUGCAUCAGAUAAAAAUAAUGAACAAAAAGAACAAGAAAAUAUUCCAGAUGAUGAAACAGCUAUAUUGCAAUACGAAUUGAAAAGAAAACGCCCCAAAAUGGAAACAACAAAAAAUGUUAGCACAAUAUCUACAAAUAACAUUAAUAAAAGUGAUAAUAUAAAUAUGGACAUAUCAAACAAUGAUUAUCCUAUAAAUAUAUUAUUUAAAUUAUUAGAUUCUUCUUUAUAUUUAACUUCGAAAAAAUUAAUAAGUCAUUUAUUAUUAGUCAUAUAUAACAUUUUAAUCAAUUCUGCAAAAAAAGAACAUGCAUAUGCAAACUUUACAAAGUGGAUAUAUGCGGAAAAUCUACAAUAUAUAAUUAACAAUGAAGAAGAACACAUACAAAAUGAUAGUUCAGAUGCUAACAUAAAUAUAUCCGACAUAGUAUCUGGCAAUACAAAUGAAAAAAAUGAAAACGAUGAUAACCAUAUAAAGGAUAAUCAAAGCAAUGAAGAAAAUAAUGAAGGAAAUAUUUCUACGUCAUCAAAUAGGGAUAAAAAAGAAAAAGAGAAAAAUACAAACUUAAAUGAAUUUUAUCAUAAUAAUAAUACAGCAUCAAAAAUUAAUAAAGAACUAUUAUUAAAUAUAAAAAAUAUAAAACCAAAUAAAAUUGAAAAAAAUGAUUACACAUUAAAACCAUAUUAUUUAUUAGAAGUUAUAUCAAUAAAUGCAAUAUCAAAUUUAAGUAAAUUAAUAUGCAAUUAUAAAACGAACUUUUUAUGGAUAAAUAGUAAUAAUAAUUUAGAUCAAGUACAUAAACAAGAUAUUUCAUUAUUAUUACAAAUUGCUGUCAUAUUUUUUUCACAUUAUAAAUUAAAACGACUAAUUAUACAAACAUUAAAAUAUCAUGCACAUAUAUUAAUAAAAAGAAUCAUAUAUGAUUUAAAUAAAAUUGCACAUUCUAUUAAUAAUAAAACAUUCAACUUAUAUUCGAUUGAUCAUUCAGAUAGUUUAGAACAAAAGCUAAUUGCAUUAUACAGGGUUAUUACAAUAUUGUUUAAUGCACCUUCUGUAAUUGACAGUUUAAUGACCAAAAAACAAAAAAAAAAUAUUGCAAAACCUAAUAGUGAAAAUGAAAACCCUAAAUUGGAUAAUUCAGCAGAUUCUAGUUCUCAAAAUAAUAUCCAAGCAUCCAACAAUGAUGUUUCUAAUAUUGGAAAUGAUAACGUUGAAAUUAAGCAUGCUACCUCGGAAUCAAACAAAAAAACCCAACUCGAAAAUAAUGAUACUACUAUUACUAAUGAACAUGAACAUGAAAAUAAUAAAAUAAAUGAAGAAUCGAAAUUUGAUAUAUGUGCCGAUUUUUUCCUUUCAAUUAAUAUUGAUCUAUUAUGGGAAGAAUUUAAUAAAACGAUGCAGGUUAUAAAUAAUUCAUUAAUUGACAAAAAUUAUAAAUUUAAAUGUAAUAGUAAUGAAACACAAUGGUUAAAUAAUAAUAGCAAAACAAAAAAUGAAGACUUCAAAACUACUGAGAUAAAUAACAAAGACCCUCAAAAUAACAAUUUUAACCAUUCUGAUAAAAAUACAUUUUUACAUAAUAGUUUGGAUAACAAUGUAAUGAAACAUGAACAAGAUAAUAACUUGUCUUUAUUCGAUUCAGAUUCUCAAAAUAGCUCUAAAAAUGAUGAUAAUGAAGUUAUAAACAAUACUACACAAUUAAAUUCGCAAACAUAUGCACAAAAUGCAGAGUUAGAAAAUUAUGAAAGAAAUGAAAAUGAUCAAAAUAUUGAACAAGAUGAUGAAAAAAAAAAAGAAAAUAGUGAUGAACCACCUCCAACUAUAUUAAACUAUUUAUUACCUUUGAUGGAAGCAUAUUUAUUUAUAGAAGAAGUUAUACUUGUUUCCCAAUAUAAAUUACGAAAAUUUAAAGAUUUAGAAAAAAAAGUAUCUAACUUAAAUAUCGAAAGUAUAAAAAUAAAUGAAAAACUGGCUUAUGAAGAUUAUCCAUUUUAUAUAAGUAUAUAUAAUAAAAAGAAAAUGAAACAAGAUGAAUACCAUAUGAACGAAUUGGAAAUAUUUAAAGAAAAUUAUUAUGAAGAAAAAGAACAAGACGAAAAUAACGAAUACAUACAAAUACAAAUCGAAGAUAAAGGGCAGAUAAGUAAUAGACAUAAAAAAUUAAUACAAUUUGUAUAUAUAAAUAGAAGAGUUAUUAACAGUCUAAUAAAACAAACACCAAUAUUAUUACACCAUAACUUUAAAUCAUUGAUAAAAUUAACUUCAUCAUGUAUAAAUUUUGAAAAUAAAAGACUAUAUUUACGAAAAAAAUUAAAAUAUUUAAAAUCAGGGGCUCGAACUGAACCAAUCAAAUUAAAUAUAAGAAGAGAAAAGGUAUUUACAGAUUCAUAUUAUCAAUUAAGAAAUAAAUCAGGUAAUGAUUUAAAGGGUAAAUUAGUAGUUACAUUUAAAAAUGAAGAAGGUGUAGAUGCAGGAGGAUUAACAAGAGAAUGGUAUUCAAUUUUAGCCAAAGAAAUAUUUAAUCCUAAUUAUGCUUUAUUUUGUAGAGAAGGAGAAAAAUCUGAAUUUAAUCAUCCAAAUCCCUUAUCAUAUAUUAAUCCAGAUCAUUUACAUUUCUUUAAAUUUGUUGGGAAAUUUAUUGCUAAAGCUAUAUAUGAUGGCCAAGUCAUUGAUGCUUAUUUUUGUAGAUCUUUUUAUAAACAUAUGCUUGGAAGAAAAAUAUUACCAGCAGAUGCUGAAUCAGUAGAUCCCGAAUUUUAUAAAAGCUUAAUACAAAUAUCACAAUAUAAAUUAGAAGAUUUAAAUUUAGAAAUUAAUUUUAGUACUGAAAUAGAUGAAUUUGGUAAAACAAAAAUUAUAGACCUAAUACCUAAUGGAAGAAAUAUACCGGUAACAGAUGAAAAUAAACAUAAAUAUAUUGAAUUAUUAUGUGAACUAAAAGUUACAAAUAGUAUAAAAGAACAAUUAGAAGCAUUUAUGGAUGGAUUCAAAGAGCUAAUACAGCCUAAACUUAUAUCUAUAUUUGAUGACAAAGAAUUAGAACUAUUAAUUAGUGGUAUACCAACUAUAGAUUUAAAUGAUUUAAAAGAAAAUGUAGAAUAUCAUAAUUACACACCUAAUUCUAUUCAAAUUAUUUGGUUAUGGGAAGUAUUAGAAGAAUUUGAUGAAAAUAAAAAAGCAUCAUUUUUGCAAUUUGUUACUGGAACAAGUAGAGUACCUUUAGGCGGAUUUAAAAAUCUAAUGGGAAUGAGAGGAGAGCAAAAAAUGAUUAUAUAUAAAGCAUAUGGAGAAGAUAGAUUGCCAACUGCCCACACUUGUUUUAAUCAACUCGAUUUACCAGAAUAUUCUUCCAAAGAAUGUCUAAGAAGUAAAUUAAUAAGAGCCAUUAUGGAGGGAAAAGAGGGUUUUGGAUUUAUAUAA